Messenger RNA from Cygnus olor (mute swan), 2712 nucleotides. RefSeq names its product histone H4 transcription factor (gene HINFP). Gene Ontology annotation, biological process: regulation of transcription by RNA polymerase II; anatomical structure development. The coding region runs from base 210 to 2033 and encodes 607 amino acids. The transcript is spliced from 10 exons. NCBI's taxonomy places the organism in Eukaryota, Metazoa, Chordata, Aves, Anseriformes, Anatidae. Gene Ontology annotation, molecular function: RNA polymerase II cis-regulatory region sequence-specific DNA binding; DNA-binding transcription factor activity, RNA polymerase II-specific. The record is from RefSeq and is a predicted model, not a curated record.
GGGGAAGAAGCGUGUUAGCUGUAAAACCUCCUGCUUCUGUUCCAGGUGUGCUUCCCUGUUCCUGCCCAGGAGCUCGAGGAACAGCACAGGACCCAGUUUCAGCAGCUUGGCUACAUCUCCUCUUCUGUCAGAGGCCCCGCUGCUGCCGGUCAGCCGGGAAAUGAGGUGCUGCUGCCUGAUAAAGUGGCAUUUGCCCUGGAGGCGUUGAAAUGAAUCUGUGGCAGCUGCAAAGCCUGUGCCAAUCUUUGCCUUCUGCUGCUGCAAGAGCCAGGACCUGCACCAAAAACCCUAACGUGCCAGAGGAGUACACGUGCCUGUGGCAGGAGUGCGGCUUCUGCUCCCCCGAGAGCCCGGCCGACCUGGUGCGCCACGUCUACUUCCACUGCUACCACACCAAGCUGAAGCAGUGGGGGCUGCGCGCCCUGCGGGCCCAGCCGGACGUCAGCCGCUGCCAGCUGGACUUCCAGAGCCGCAACAUCAUCCCCGAGAUCCAGGAGAACUUCCUCUGCCUGUGGGAGUACUGCGAGAGGUCGUUCGAUAAUCCCGAGUGGUUCUAUCGGCACGUGGAGGACCACAGCUUCUGCUCGGAGUACAAGGCAGCCGGGAAGGAGAACCACGUGGUGCUCUGCGGCUGGAAGGACUGCGACUGCUCUUUCAAAGGGCGCUGCAAGCUGCGGGAGCACCUGCGCAGCCACACGCAGGAGAAGGUGGUGGCGUGCCCCACCUGCGGCGGGAUGUUCGCCAACAACACCAAGUUCUUCGACCACAUCCGCCGUCAGACUGCGCUGGACCAGCAGAGGUUUCAGUGCUCUCACUGCUCCAAGAGGUUCGCCACAGAGAGGCUGCUCCGCGACCACAUGAGGAACCACGUGAACCAUUACAAGUGCCCGCUGUGCGACAUGACCUGCCCGCUGCCCUCCUCCCUGCGCAAUCACAUCCGUUUUCGGCACAGCGAGGAGCGGCCGUUCAAGUGUGACUACUGCGACUACAGCUGCAAGAAUCUCAUCGACCUGAGGAAACACCUGGACACGCACAGCAAGGAGCCAGCCUACCGCUGCGAGUUCGAGGCGUGCAGCUUCACCGCGCGCUCCCUCUGCUCCAUCAAGCUGCACUACCGCAAGGUCCACGAGGUAGGGCCGUGCUCUCCAGAAGCACGAGACAAAAGAAAAAAAAAAAAAAACACGAAACGAAACAAAAAAAAAAACCCCACUAAAUCCCCACGCAGCCCCAGCCUGCAGGAGCGUGAGGGCAGGCUGCAUUUCUUUCUAGCUGCAGCGCUGCCUCGCGUCAGCGUCACAGAACCCGAUUCCUCCCUCCCUGCUCGCUCGCGGGGUAUUUACUGCUCAGGCUCGCGGGGCGGUUACGUCCCUCUCUCUGCCCUCCAGGGUGACUCGGAGCCCCGCUACAAGUGUCACGUCUGCGACAAGUGCUUCACGCGCGGGAACAACCUCACCGUCCACCUCAGGAAGAAACACCAGUUCAAGUGGCCCUCGGGGCAUCCCCGCUUCAGGUACAAGGAACACGAGGACGGCUACAUGAGGCUGCAGCUGGUGCGCUACGAGAGCGUGGAGCUGACGGAGCAGCUGCUGAAGGACAGGGAGAAGCGGGGGGAGGCGCUGGACGGCUCCCCCGACUGCGUGGUGCUGUCCGAAGGCGAGGGCAACCUGCAGGGCAUCAUCCUGGAGGCCCCCGCGGAGCCUUCCCCGGCUGAGAACCGCGCGUGUGAGCAGCGGGCGGCCCCGCUGCACGCCUCGGCUUGCUCUGCUGCCAGCCCCGAGGCAGCGCGGCCCGGCGCCUUCCCAGGAGCUCCUCCGGCCCCGGAGCGGGAGCCCGGCACCCCGGCCAGCCCCGUCGUCCGCGUGGCGAACCGGACCAACGAGCACGGGGAGAGCGAGACGGUGUAUUAUGUCGUGGCCAGCACGGCCGCCGAGGAGCGGCUGGCGGAGCCCGGCGGGCUGCCCGUGGAGCCGGAGGAGAACGUCAUGGACCGCCUGCAGAAGACGGCCGAGGAGCUGGGCAUCCAGAUCGUGUGAGCAGCUCGCCUGCCUCGCUGCCUCUGGAAGUCCGGGGCCUCCGCUGGGGUUCGGGGGGGGGAGUUGGGAAGUGCCCGGGGGAGAAAGGUCCGAGGUGUCUUCUCCCACGUGCCGCUGGCCGGCUUCCUACCCACCCGGGUGGCGUGGCAGGGGAGAGGGACCGGCCUCCCCUGGCUGCGGGUCACAAAAAUGAGCUGGAAAGAGCUCUCUCUUCGUUUCGGGGACUGGGGACCUCCCACGCCUCCGGGUUCGGUCUCAGCCUGACCCAGGUUCGCUCGCUGGUGCCGCGCCGAGCCCGGUCCUCAGCCGGGUUCUCCCCACGCAGGUGACGCGCGGCAGAAUCUCUUACCGGGGAGGCGUGAGGCCCUCUGCAGCCCUGUUCUCCCCCUACCUUGCGCUCCGGGGGCGGCGUGCUCCACGUCUGCCCUCAUCACCCGCUUCCCCGCACGUCGUCGUGCGCUGCUCAUCCCGUUACACUGCAGCGGUCUCGGGGCCGGGGGCGGGGAGGAGAGGGCUGCAGGUGCUCUCCCUCAGAGGCUUCUGCUCCCCUGCAGCACUGGGGGCUUGGAGCCUUCUUCGUGCUUCUCUUCUUCCCUGGGUUUCCUCCCCACGGUGGGGUUUGGGCUCCCGGUUGGGCGGCGUGCUUUGGAGAGACGAAUAAACGUCAGCGUGCCAGGCC